UCUCACCCUCACCUCCCUCACCAACUUGAAGUCUUGAACAAUAAGAAAACCCACCCCUAAACCCCCCAAUACAAAACCCCCUUUUUCAAACCCCAAAAAUCACAAUAAAAUUAAAAAAACCCCAUUAUUCUUCUCGAUGCUUAAAUCAAUCUUUAUUUGAUUAAGAAAAUACCCUUUUCGAUUCUGUGUUGAUAGAACCCUAAAAAAGGGAAUCUUGGCCCGACCCAAAUGACAGAAGAAAUUGGUUCAUCGAAUAAUAAAGAAUUAUAUGCUUUACUUCAUGUUUCCCCUGAAGCUUCUGAUGAAGAAAUCCGUAAAGCUUAUCGCCAAUGGGCCCAAAUUUAUCACCCUGAUAAAUACCAAGCUCAACAGAUGAAGGAGGUAGCUACAGAGAACUUUCAGAGGAUAUGUGAAGCUUAUGAGAUAUUAUGUGACGAGAAUAAGAGACAAAUAUAUGAUAUAUAUGGGAUGGAAGGGUUAACCUCUGGCUUGGAACUUGGUCCAAAGUUAAAUAAAGUGGAUGAAAUCAAGGAAGAACUCGAAAGACUAAAACGCAGAAAAGAAGAAGAAAAAACGGCUGCUAAUUUUCAACCUUCUGGUGCAAUGUUUGCACAGUUAUCAGUUCCAAGUUUAAUGGCCGGGCAUGGUCUUAUGAGAAUAAUAUCGAUGCACACUGAAAUCCAAUCUCAUGUAUCGAAAAACAAUGUUAUUGCUUUUGGUGGGACUCUCGCAGUAAAAGGAAGUGUUGGUUCUGCAGAUGCAAAUGCGGUGUUUAGGCAUCAGUUAUCUCCCGCAUCUUCCAUAGAAAUCAUGGCUUCUGCUGGAUUGCGUGGAUUGAUAGGCGUACAGACAUCUCGCCAGCUGUCUCGUCAUUGUAACGCAACGAUGGGACUUGCCAUGUCACUAAGAGACGGUUCGAUAAAUCUUUCUAAUUCUUGGAACCGUCAGCUCUCCCCUACAACAAAUGCAAAUAUAGAGCUGAGUUUAGGCACAGACUCCUCGAUUGCUGUUGGAUGGCGAAAGAAAGACGAAAAGAUGGCUGCAGCUGGAGAGAUUAGGAUUGGUACAAGUGCAUUUGGUGCAGAGGCUCGUUACACUAGACACUUCUCCUCAAAAUCGCAUGGUCGUAUUACUGGAAAAAUAGGAAGCACUGCACUUGAACUUGAAAUAGGGGGAGGAAGAAAGAUAUCAAACUUUAGCAGUGUCAGAAUGAUGUACACAAUUGGGAUUCAGGGUGUACACUGGAGACUAGAAUUUCAUCGUGGCGCCCAAAAGUUUGCUGUACCUAUUUUUCUUGCACGGCAUAUUAGUCUUGGAUUUGCUGCUGGAGCAUUUAUUCUUCCAACUACACUCUAUUUUACCCUUAAGUCUCUUGUUUUCAAACCUUAUUAUCGUAGACGAGAAAAGCAACAGGCUCUCGAGAAUAUGGAACAGACUCGUACUCAGGUUCAAGAAGCAAAAGCAGCAGCUGAGAAAGCUCAGCAGUUGUUGCUAAAUGUGGCCAAUCGGAAACGAAAUAAACAAUCAACGACCAACGGAUUGGUCAUUGUUGAAGCAUUGUAUGGGAACCCUAAAGCAUUGAAGAGCAUCAGUAAUCCUGAAGAGAAUACAGAUGAAUUAGCUUCACAGAUUUUUGAUGUGACGUUACCUUUAAAUUUCCUAGUUAGCGAUUCUGGGCAACUUAAGCUACAUGAAGGUGUAAAGAAAUCAGGAAUUAUGGGCUUUUGUGACCCUUGCCCCGGUGAAAGCAAGAUAUUAUAUGUGAAGUAUACUUAUGGUGACAACAGAUACGAGCAGGUUGAGGUCGAUGAUCUUCAAGAACUUAUAUUGCCUCAGGAAGAACACAGAAUAUAAUCAAUUCUGAGGUCUUUCUCCCAUUUUUUUGCAUAUGCAUAAGAGGUAUCAUAGAAACUAGACAAGUUUAUAGUGUUGUUUCAACAUAUUGUUUUGGCUUAUCUGAAAUUCCUUUUUUAUAAUUCUGGUGGUUCGACCGAUGAAGGUCUUGGCUGUAUACUUCUUUUUUGGCGGAUUAUAGUGUUUGGUGAAUGACUUCUGAACUCACCCUGAAAGAGGAUAGAGAUAACCGAUGAAUGUUAAGACGGUUCUUUUAUGGUAAUCUGUUAUUUUCUA
This is a messenger RNA of Erigeron canadensis, 2130 nucleotides long. RefSeq names its product chaperone protein dnaJ 13. The record is from RefSeq and is a predicted model, not a curated record. Bases 229 to 1854 code for a protein of 541 amino acids. The transcript has 13 exons. NCBI's taxonomy places the organism in Eukaryota, Viridiplantae, Streptophyta, Magnoliopsida, Asterales, Asteraceae.